CGAUCUCGAUUACUUGAAAACRUUUGGCGGGAAAGGUUGUGUAAAGUAUUUUGUCGUCGUUUAAGUUGAUUUCGAGAUGGAUUUAACCGAUUUUGAACGGGAAAACAGUAAAAACUGUAAAAUUAAGUCACAAAUUCCCGAUAUAACGCGAUCAGAGCCUUGUUGUGUUGGUAUCGAUGAAGCUGGUCGAGGUCCAGUGCUGGGACCUAUGGUGUAUGGCAUUUGCUACUGUCCUCUAUCGAAAUCCGAAAAUCUCAAAGAACUUGGUUUCGCAGAUUCCAAAACAUUGACAGAGGAACAGCGAGAAGCCUUGUUUGAAACACUUUCUAAAGACAACAGUGAUUACAUAGGAUGGGUUAUCGAUAUUCUAUCUCCUAAUUAUAUAUCCAAUGCUAUGCUAAGAAGAACAAAGUGCAGUCUAAAUGAGAUAUCACACAACUGUGCCAUUGGAUUGAUUCAACUCUUACUAGAUUCUGGUGUCAAUGUGCAAGAGAUAUAUGUUGAUACAGUAGGCGUUGCAAACAAGUAUCAAGAAAAGCUACAAAAGAUAUUCCCUGAACAGCAAAUAACAGUGACACCAAAGGCUGAYGCAAAAUUCCCUGUUGUUAGUGCUGCUAGUAUAUGUGCAAAGGUUGGUAGAGAUAGAGUCAUUAAAUCRUGGAAAUAUCAAGAAGGCUUUGAAUCAAUGAAUACUUGUGGAUCUGGAUAUCCUUCAGACCCUGCAACCAAGAAAUGGCUUGCUGACAAUGUUGACAAAGUGUUUGGUUUUCCUAGACUAGUCAGGUUCAGCUGGCAAACCUGUUCUACAAUCCUAGAUGGCAAAGCAGCUGAAGUGRCUUGGGAUGAUGAUGGCGAUAGUGAUGAUGAAGCUGCCAAGGGUACAGCAGCAAUUACAUCUUUCUUCUCAGCAAAAGAUGCGCCCAAGAGACAUAAGUUCUUUCUUGAUCGUAAACUAGAACCACUGGAAGGUUUUUGAUGUAAGACUAGAAAAAAAUGUGAAAUAUAUUAUGUAUUUACAAAAUCAAUCUGCAAUCAAAAAAAAUGAUAACAGCUAUAAAGAGUAUUGGAUGUCAUUUUAUACUUCUCGACUUUUUUUAUUUGUUUCAACCAAGAAAAAACAAGUCUUUACAUUGCAGAUKCUUUGUAGUAGUUAAAGUUAUUAAUACUUAUUAAUAUUCAUUAGUUAACGGUGCAAACGCUCUUUCUAAAUAUCUACCAAAAAAUGUAAAUAACGUACGGAUUUAACAAGUUGAAAAUAUAUUGUGCAUGAAAUAUCGUGAA
This is a messenger RNA of Exaiptasia diaphana, 1281 nucleotides long. Its product is annotated as ribonuclease H2 subunit A. The record is from RefSeq and is a predicted model, not a curated record. Gene Ontology annotation, cellular component: ribonuclease H2 complex. The coding region runs from base 77 to 976 and encodes 299 amino acids. Lineage: Eukaryota; Metazoa; Cnidaria; Anthozoa; Actiniaria; Aiptasiidae. The transcript has 8 exons. Gene Ontology annotation, molecular function: RNA-DNA hybrid ribonuclease activity; RNA binding. Gene Ontology annotation, biological process: DNA replication, removal of RNA primer; mismatch repair.